AUGGCGGGAUCUUGCGAGAUCAGCAACAUCUUCUCUAACUACAUCAGCGCCAUGUACCAGCCAGAUGAGGUGCAGCCAACCCUGGACAUGCUGGGACACCUUGGGGACGACAGCACCCUGGGGCUGAGCCUCCCCACCAGCCAGCCCCCGGCACAGAGCACAGACAAGCCGGAGUGGUUCAGUGAGCUCCCGUACUUCUGGACCAAGGUGCAGGUGCUGGAGUGGAUCAGCUACCAUGUGGAGAAGAACAAGUACGACGCCAGUUCCAUCGACUUCUCCUGCUGCAACAUGGACGGGCACGCGCUCUGCCACUGCACCAGGGACCAGAUGCGCCUCAUCUUCGGGCCCCUGGGAGACGAGCUCUAUGACCGCCUGCACGAGAUCACCUCCGAUGAGCUGAACUGGAUCAUCGACUUGCUGGAAAAAGAGAAUGCGACUUCCCAAGAGACCUUCCUGGACUCCAGCCACCUGGAGCUGGGAAAUCCCUGUGCCAAGGACUCCCUGGAGGACAUGAAGCCCACAAACCCUUUCCUAUCUACAGACUUCAUCUGCUUGCCUGGUGCCAUGUCCCCAGGCAACUCCGAUGUCUCAGGGCCUGUGAUGUCCCACAGCCCCAACUCCCAGGACUCCGGUGGAAGUGACCUCGACCUGGACCCCGUGGAAGCAAAGCUCUUCCCUGACGAUGGUUUUGCAGAGAGCAAGAAAGGGGACAGCAAACACGGCAAGCGGAAACGGGGACGGCCCCGAAAACUCAGCAAGGAGAGCAGAGACUGCCUGGAGAGCCGGAAGAGCAAGCACUCCCCAAGAGGUACCCACCUGUGGGAGUUCAUCCGGGACAUCCUGAUCCACCCCGAGCUGAACGAGGGGCUGAUGAAGUGGGAGGACCGGCGGGAGGGCGUCUUCAAGUUCCUGCGCUCGGAGGCGGUGGCUCAGCUCUGGGGCCAGAAGAAGAAAAACAGCAGCAUGACCUACGAGAAGCUGAGCCGAGCCAUGCGAUAUUACUACAAACGAGAGAUCCUGGAGAGGGUCGAUGGGCGACGACUGGUGUACAAGUUUGGGAAGAACUCCAGCGGCUGGAAGGAGGAGGAGGUGCUCAACAGGAACAAGGAGCUGUAG
Gymnogyps californianus (California condor) is the source of this 1116-nucleotide messenger RNA. RefSeq names its product E74 like ETS transcription factor 3 (gene ELF3). The transcript has 8 exons. Lineage: Eukaryota; Metazoa; Chordata; Aves; Accipitriformes; Cathartidae. Gene Ontology annotation, cellular component: nucleus. Gene Ontology annotation, biological process: regulation of transcription by RNA polymerase II; cell differentiation. The coding region runs from base 1 to 1116 and encodes 371 amino acids. The record is from RefSeq and is a predicted model, not a curated record. Gene Ontology annotation, molecular function: sequence-specific DNA binding; DNA-binding transcription factor activity, RNA polymerase II-specific.